AUGGAUACCUUACUGCCUCACAGGCACAGCGCCAAUGGCACAACCGACGGAGAAACUCAUGCAUCAGCCACCCCGGACCCAAAACCAGCGAGCGACUUCGACAAGAUCAAGAAGAAGUUCUUAGGCUCCAUCACACAGCUUCAGGGCUUGCUCAAAGCGAUCCACGAUCCUCUGCCAGAUACCGGGGACGGCUCACCACUACCUCAGGCCACUAAAGAUAGCGCUGCAGAUAUCCUGGCCGACGUACUCGGCGAUGUCGCCACCUUGGGACCAGAACGACUAGUCCAACUGGCCGAAGUCGCGCAUACCACCAGCACUGGCGGCGAGCUCGACGACCGGAAAUAUCUCAUGGAGGCUCUCGUGCAAGCUGCAGCUAAGCUUCCUGCCGACCCGGUGCAGAAGAAGUUGACAGACGGCUUUUUGACACAGUUGUGGAACGAUCUGCAACAUCCUCCCCAAACUCUGUUGUCGGACGACUAUCAGUACCGCCAACCAGACGGCAGCAAGAACAACUACCAGAAUCCUCAGAUUGGUGCUGCGGGUAUGCCAUAUGCGAGGACCGUUGCGCCGAGGACGAAGAUGCCGGGCUGUAUGCCCGACCCUGGGAUCCUAUUCGACAGCUUGAUGGCUCGGAAGAACCCAGAGGGUACCACACACCCGAACAAGAUCUCCAGUAUGCUGUUCUACCUCGCCUCGAUCAUCAUCCACGAUAUCUUCAAGACGGAUCACAGCAACUUUAAUCUGUCUGCUACCUCCUCUUACCUUGAUCUGGCGCCGCUCUAUGGCAGCACGUGGGAGGAGCAAAAGCGCAUGCGGACUUUCGAGGAUGGCAAGAUCAAGCCUGAUUGCUUUUCUGAACCGCGACUUCUUACUUUCCCGCCUGGAGUUGGUGCGUUGCUGAUCAUGUUCAAUCGAUACCAUAACUAUGUCGUCGAACAACUGGCCGCUAUCAACGAGGGUGGACGAUUCUCUGAGAAUCCUCGACAAGUCAAUGUGGAUCGGUAUGGUGAGAAGAUCAACAAGCGAGACGAUGAUCUGUUCCAGACCGGUCGUCUUAUUGUCUGUGGUCUCUAUGUCAAUAUCAUCCUCAUCGACUACGUCCGCACGAUCUUGAACCUCAACCGCACGGACGAUAAUUGGCAGCUCGACCCACGGAUCAACAUCCGCAAUGGUCCGCCACAAGGCACUGGCAACCAAGUCAGCGCCGAGUUCAACCUAGUCUACCGCUGGCACUCUGCGGUGUCUAAGCGGGACGACGACUGGAGCCAGCAGCUGUUCAAGGAGAUUUCGCCAGACAUGACGGCCGCCGAAGCCGCAGAGCCGGAGAACUUGCAAAAGUUUCUAAUGGUGCUGGCUGCGAAGGAGAAGGAGUUCACGGCGCAGGAUCCACCUGAUCGUCAGUUCCCGGCUUUGGCGCAUGAGAAGCUUGAGCGAAUUAAGGACGGCCCAUAUGAGGGUAAUUUUCAGGAUAACGACAUCGCCAACAUUCUGAUUGCGGGUAUUGAUGAUUGUGCGAAUGCGUAUGGUCCUCAGCAAGUGCCUACAGUCAUGAAAGCCAUUGAGAUCCUGGGUAUUCAGCAAGCUCGAACCUGGAAAGUGGCAACCCUGAACGAGAUGCGCGAGCACUUCGGUCUCAAGCGCCACCAAAAGUUCUCAGACAUUACCAAAGACGAAGAUGUCGCUGCCAAGCUCAAACACCUCUACGAUACCCCCGACAACGUAGAACUCUAUCCCGGCCUAGUAGUAGAAGAUGCCAAACGCCCCAAACUCCCCGGCUCCGGUCUCUGCCCAGGCUUCACAGUCUCCCGUGGCGUGCUCUCCGACGCCGUCGCCCUAGUCCGCGGCGACAGGUUCUACACGACAAAUUAUACCCCCGCCUCCCUCACCAACUGGGGCUUCGCCGAAGCCUCCUCGGACCUAACAAUAGACAACGGCUGCGUCUUCUACAAGCUCUUCCUCCGCGGCUUACCGAACAACUUCGACCCCCAAAGCAUCUACGCCCACUACCCCCUCACCGUCCCCCACGGCGAACACGGCAUGGCCGACGUGCUCGAACACCUUGGAAAGGCAGACAAGUACACCGACCUCGUUACCUCCCCGAAACCCAUACCCCAACCCACCAUCAUCUGGUCCCACGACGCCUGCGUGAAGAUAAUGCAAGACAGCGCCAACUUCAAAGUCACCUGGGGCAAGGCCAUCGAAUUCCUCAUGGGCCCCGCGGCAAAGAACUUCAUGCUUUCCGGCGACGGCCCCGCGAACGAAAAGAGCAGGUUGUUCAUGGAGGACGCCAUGUACCUCGGGGGCUCCUCCCGCGCCAUCCCAAAAGGCCAGGAGAAAUGGCUACAAGCAACCAAGACUUUCUACGAGAAAAUCACGACGCAGCUACUUCAGCAGAAAUCCUACGAACUGGGGACGGGGAAGAGAUAUGUGGAUCUCAUCCGCGACGUAGGCAACAUGACCCACGUGCACUUCGCCGCCGAACUCUUCGGCAUCCCACUCAAGACCGCUGCCUUCCCGCACGGCAUCCUGACUGAACAGCAAAUGUACCUCGUCUUCGGCGCCGUCUUCAUCUGCAUCUUCUUCGACCUCGACCCGACCAAAUCCUUCAAACUCCGGCAACAAGCCCGCGACGCCGCGCAACAGGUCGGGGAGAUAGUCAAAGCCAUCGUGAUAUACGUGAAAGAAGGCAAAGACCUCGCCGUCUGGCUCGGGGAGAAAAUCGACCCCAUUGCUCCUGAGUUAAGGGAGUAUGGUUUACAUAUGAUUCAGAAGCUGGUGGAGAAGAAUGACGAUGUUGAUGACUUGGUCUGGGGGAAUAUCAUGGGGACCGUAGGCGGUAUGGUGGUGAAUCAAGGCCAAGUCUUCUCCCAAGUAAUGGACUGGUUCCUGUCCGGUGACGGGAGGGAACACUGGCCUGCUGUCCAGAAGCUGGCGCGCGAAGACACGGAUGAGUCGUUCGACACCCUGAUGCACUAUUUCAUGGAAGCCUCGCGCUUGAACGGCGAAUCCGGGGUAUUCCGGUACGUAGACCUGAGCGCCAGCGGAAAAGAAUCGAUCGAAGUCACCGACACUCCAACCCUACCGGACGGCACAACAAACCCCCUCGGAACCCAAACCCACACCCUCAAAUCCGGCCAAGUGGUCAUGCUAAACCUGCGCUCCGCCUCGCACGACCCGAACGGGUUCCAAGACCCGGAGAAAUUCGACCCCUCCCGCGAUCUAAACUCAUACAUCCACCUCGGCCACGGCCCACAUCAAUGUAUCGGCCUCCCCAUGACGCGGGUGGGUCUGACCACUAUGCUCAAAGUCGUCGCGAAGCUCGAGGGUCUGCAGCCGGCUCCCGUGGCGGUGGGGGGGAAGACGGUGAGGAGUAGUGUGAAGAAAGUGGUCAAGGAGUUUGUGCCGGGGGAUUCGGCGACGUUGCCCGAGAAUUGGCAUUUCCAUUUGUUUUUGAUGGAGGAUUGGGAUAUGUAUUUUCCUUUUCCCACGACGCUCAAGUGCGAGUGGACGCCGUAA
Messenger RNA from Recurvomyces mirabilis, 3516 nucleotides. RefSeq lists its product as uncharacterized. The transcript has 2 exons. Lineage: Eukaryota; Fungi; Ascomycota; Dothideomycetes; Mycosphaerellales; Teratosphaeriaceae. Bases 1 to 3516 code for a protein of 1171 amino acids. Gene Ontology annotation, molecular function: peroxidase activity; oxidoreductase activity, acting on paired donors, with incorporation or reduction of molecular oxygen; monooxygenase activity. Gene Ontology annotation, biological process: response to oxidative stress. The record is from RefSeq and is a predicted model, not a curated record.